Molecule: messenger RNA, 3122 nt
Organism: Nerophis ophidion (straightnose pipefish)
Lineage: Eukaryota; Metazoa; Chordata; Actinopteri; Syngnathiformes; Syngnathidae
Product: solute carrier family 40 member 1
Exons: 8
Coding region: 11-1774 (587 amino acids)
Biological process (GO): iron ion transmembrane transport
Cellular component (GO): membrane
Molecular function (GO): iron ion transmembrane transporter activity
Source: RefSeq, a predicted model, not a curated record
GUCCUAGGCAAUGUCCCAGCGAGCAGAGUCCUCCCAGUGUGGCGGCGUUGUGGUCGAGUUUGAACCUGACCACAUCAGGAAUGCCAGAGCCAAAAAAGCCAGGAGUAUACCAGGUUCAGCGCUUAUCUACCUCAAGGGUCCCAAGUUCCUCAUCUAUGUUAGUGGAGCAUUGUCAAUGUGGGGUGACCGAAUGUGGCAUUUUGCCAUUUCUGUGUUCCUGAUUGAGCUGUAUGGACGUAACUUGCUGCUGACCGCCGUCUUUGGCCUGGUGGUGGCUGGCUCUGUGCUCCUGCUCGGAGCUUUGAUUGGAGACUGGGUUGACCGCAAUCCCCGGAAUAAAGUGGCACAUGCAUCUCUUUUCAUCCAGAACAUCUCAGUGACAGUUUGUAGCAUUGUGCUCAUGUUGGUGUUCUCAUACAAACAAAGGAUUGAGCAAAUCUGGGAUGGCUGGCUGACUGUGGUUUGUUAUACGGUGGUGAUCGUCCUGGCAGAUGUGGCAAACCUGGCAAGCACAGCGCUGACAAUUGCCAUCCAGCGGGACUGGAUCGUAGUCAUCACCGGCUACAACCGGGGUCACCUAGCUGGAAUGAAUGCCACCAUGAGGCGGAUAGAUCAGGUGACUAACAUCCUGGCCCCGCUAGCGGUGGGGCAGGUCAUGACCCUGGCCUCCAAUGUAGUUGGAUGUGGCUUCAUCCUGGGAUGGAACCUUGUGUCUCUCAUAGUGGAGUUCUUCUUCUUGUCCCGGGUGUACCGCAUCGUUCCUGCUCUUUCAGUCAAACCGCCUGUGGUGGAGGUGGAUCAGGCCAGCCUGCAAGGAAUGGGAAGGAGAGGAGCACAAGGGGAAGGAGAAGUUGUUGAGCCUCUGGCAGAAGGCAACAGCGAUGCCAGCCUAAACCUAAAAGAAAUCACCUACCUGCCCCUGUGCUUCCGAAGGUUUCGCUGGCUGGUGAGCACAUGCAGAGAUGGAUGGAGAGCCUACUAUCAUCAGCCUGUGUUCCUGGCAGGAAUGGGUCUGGCUUUCCUCUACACAACAGUGCUAGGUUUUGAUUGCAUCACCACCGGCUACGCCUACACUCAGGGAAUAAGCGGCUCCCUCCUUAGUUUACUGAUGGGUGUAUCGGCCAUCACGGGGUUGAUGGGCACUGUCAUGUUUACAAGACUGAGGAAGAAUUACGGUCUGGUCACCACCGGCAUCAUUUCCAGCUGUCUCCACCUGGGCUGCUUGCUACUGUGCGUGUGCUCCGUGUUUGCCCCAGGCAGCCCCAUGGAUCUUAGCUUGCUGAUUCCCUACUUUACCUCGAACUCUUCCUCCGAGCUUGGAGGGAUGGCGAGCCAAAGACAAAAACACACUUAUCCUCUAAGGGGAGGCAGCAAUCAGCCACUUCUACCUGACCGCUCCUCCAUCCACUGGACCAACAACACUGUGCUUUUUGACAACGUGCCAUCUGGUAGUGCUCCUGAGUCUUACAUCUCCAUUAUCCUGUUGUUCUUGGGUGUGAUCACAGCACGCAUUGGUCUUUGGUCCUUCGACCUGACAGUCACACAGCUUUUACAGGAGACCAUCAGUGAGUCCGAGCGAGGUGUUGUAAACGGGGUGCAGAGCUCAAUGAAUUACCUGAUGGACCUGCUCCACUUCAUAAUGGUCAUCUCUGCUCCACAGCCACAGCAUUUUGGCAUCCUAGUUCUCAUUUCUGUGCUCUUCAUCACCACCGGACACACUAUGUACUUCCUGUAUGCGCACAAAGCCAGGAGAAAACGUCGCCAUGACACCUAAAGGAGCAGUUGUGUCCUCGUGACAGCCCCCGACCACGUGAAAGGAAUGUCCCCCUUGGGUCCAGGCUCCUGACUUUGCCAUUCGUUUCAGAAAAGUGUCUCUGUCUCACCUCAGCUGCUUCCUUACUGGAGGGCCUGCAUGGGACACAUAGCAAACCGGAACUCAGGUGCAAUAGAAUGAGAGCAACACUCUCUCAUGAAUAUAAAUGGCCACUAUAAACCUCCAGGGGAGAUGCCCUGCUCUAAUUUACAGCAGAAUUCAGGCUUCAAUACAUGCCUUUAAAAAACCCUACAGGAAGCCUGCAUUUUCUAUGAAAGCGUGAAUGGACGGAGACAAUAAGCACUGUUGUGAGUAAAACUUGGACCCUGUUUACAUGGCAGGCCAAAGUGGACCAAAUCUGAUUUAUUCAAAAUCCGUUUUUUUCCAGCUGACCGUUUACAAGUAAAAUUUGAUCUUCCUCAGACUCCAGUAUAAACAUGCUCAGGCUCCGAUGUGGCCACAAUGUGGCUUUGACGUCACUUGCAUGCGCAGUUUGAUAAAGUGAAAACAAAGAAAGUUGACCGAAUGAAAAAGGCAGUCGUAAUACCAGAGAAAAGAUGAAGACUACGGAUCAGCGUGUGGCUGUUGUGUAGAGGAAUUAGGCAGGUGAUGGUAAACAACUGCAGGAGGAGGAAGAGAAUAGCAAAAAAGGAAAGUGAUCGUGCUGCACAUACGGAUGACGUAGUUUGACCAAAGAUGACAUAAAAGUCGCAAACAGGUGGCGUUGCCGUUAAGACUGUAGUCAUAUUUGAAAAGAUCACAUUUCAAACGGAUUCUAACUAUCUUCUGAUGUGGCCCAAAUCUGAUGUGAACAUAUCAGAUUUGAAGCACUUUGGAGUGUUUAAAAUGGCAAAAAUCAGUGUCAUUCAAGGGCGAAAAAUCAGAUUUGGUGUCCAGUGUAAACGGAGCCUUUGAUCCAUAGAAAAGAAAGACAACACAACUUGGUAGAAGUGUUGAAGAAUGAGACUCCUUUGAAAUAUUCCAAGAUGUCCAAAAAAAAGGAACAUGCAGGGAAUUACAUGCGAAAAAUCAGAAAGGCAGCUUCCCUUAUCAAAUGACUAAACAUGUCCUUCCCUCUGGUUUGUGUCUCUGUGGAUGAUCACAUAUAAAGGUGAGAUUUUUCACCAAAUCAACACAAGCUAUAUUACUCCUAUUUUCUACUUCAUAUGAAGUCAGCAUUGCCUUACCUCAACAAAGGGCAACAAGACUGUCAGGCGACAACUUUCUGCUCUACUGUACGUCUCCAUAGCUGCGUCAUGUACACAACCAGCAUCACCUCUCUGCAAUUUAUUUGUAACAUUUGCCUGUC